This is a messenger RNA of Branchiostoma belcheri (Belcher's lancelet), 1072 nucleotides long. RefSeq lists its product as uncharacterized. Bases 160 to 576 code for a protein of 138 amino acids. The record is from RefSeq and is a predicted model, not a curated record. The transcript is spliced from 3 exons. Lineage: Eukaryota; Metazoa; Chordata; Leptocardii; Amphioxiformes; Branchiostomatidae.
AAAGCCGCGUAGGCGGACAACGGUAUAUCCGAAUAGGAGUUUUACAAACGAGUUGCAAACUUCGAGCCAACUCGAUCAUAGACUCGUGAUCAGUGAGGAUAAAAGGUGGUGUUUGGAGAGAGCACUGCUCACAAACUAAGCAGGAUCCGGCGGUCGAGAAUGAAGUCUUUGUGGUGCGUAGCGUUCCUUCUAUCCGUAGCGGGCCUGCUAGCCCCAUCCAGGGCCGACAAGGGGCAAGAGCACUGGCAAUACGGCCAUUGGUACGGAAAGAGGGACCCUUCUAACCUCAACAACGCACAGAUUGAUGACGUACUACGCACUUCACCCGAACUACAACAGCUCAUCAGCAAGUUGCUGGAGUUGAACCGCAGGCCCAAGUCGUCAUCACAGAUGUACACAAAAUAUGAUGACGACUACCCUGACGGUGAUGACGUGUCCGACACCACAAAGUCCGGGCCGCCAUCUUGGAAAAGAGUGGCAGACGAAAUGGCGAGAGACGGCUGGCUACUGAGGGGCCAUCCAUCCAUGAGGAAGAAAAGAGCUGCGGAGAGGGAUCCAAUAUGGCGUCCAUGGUGACGUCACAAGGUCACGCCCUGGGUCACUCGUAUCUCCGGUUGUCGAAUGUGUGUCUGGUUGUUUAAUGAUAAAUUUCCGGUCAGAAAUGUCUGGUUUUGAGGCAAGAAGUUGAGUCGUGUAGCUGAACACAAUAACACUGUUCAGACCGACCAUAUGCCAAGGGUGACAAAACAUCAAAGACUAUUUUGUCUAAUAUGUUGCACUAUAAAAUCGGAAUUCAGAUUGUGUCCUAAAAUGUCCUAAAAUAUGUGCAGGUUGAAAGAUGUAAAAUACCUUUGUGCGUUAACGAGCUUAAAAAACGCUGCAUUCAAAACAGAAACAGAAGAAUGAUACUUGGAAAAUAUAUUCAUGUUUGAAAUCUUGUGACCUUUUGGAAGGUCACUGUGAUAUAUGUUAUGGCAAAAACUUGUGUUUCGCAUGCGUUCAUUAUAUGAGAAACCGGAAAAAUAAAAUCACUGUUUCAUCGUUGAACAUUAAAUGUGCUGCUCACUCGGUA